Gadus morhua (Atlantic cod) is the source of this 5269-nucleotide messenger RNA. It is a transcript of the gene gria2b, whose product is annotated as glutamate receptor, ionotropic, AMPA 2b. The record is from RefSeq and is a predicted model, not a curated record. Gene Ontology annotation, molecular function: ligand-gated monoatomic ion channel activity; signaling receptor activity. The coding region runs from base 164 to 2506 and encodes 780 amino acids. NCBI's taxonomy places the organism in Eukaryota, Metazoa, Chordata, Actinopteri, Gadiformes, Gadidae. The transcript has 14 exons. Gene Ontology annotation, cellular component: membrane. Gene Ontology annotation, biological process: monoatomic ion transport.
GGGGAGGAGACCUCGGAGGAGGAGCGGAGAGACCUCAGCUCCCAUUCCUCCACAGCCACCGGAGAGAGGACACCUCAGCUCUGAGCUCCUCGGAUGAGACGCGCGGAUCUCCGGGUUUAUUAAGGACGUAUGAGGAAUUAGGAGGAAGGAGACAUCUGAGGACAUGAGGAGGACAAACGAGGAGACGAGGAGGACCCACGAGGAGAUGCCGAGGCUGAUGAAUCUCUCCGUUCUGUUUCUCUUGCUGGUGGGAUCGGUGGUGGGGGGCUCGCCCAGUGUGCAGAUCGGGGGUCUGUUCCCCCGCGGGGCGGACCAGGAGUACUCAGCCUUCCGGGUGGGAAUGGUUCAGUUCGGGACGUCGGACUUCCGCCUCACGCCGCACAUCGACAACCUGGAGGUCGCCAACAGCUUUGCCGUCACCAACUGCUUCUGCUCCCAGUACGCCCGGGGUGUGUACGCCAUCUUCGGCUUCUACGAUAAGAAGAGUGUGAACACCAUCACGUCGUUCUGCGGGACGCUGCACGUGUCAUUCAUCACGCCCAGCUUUCCUCUGGACGGCACCCAGCAGUUCAUCCUGCAGAUGAGACCCGACAUCAAAGGCCCCCUGCUGAGCCUCAUCGAGUACUACAAGUGGGACAAGUUCGCCUACCUCUACGACAGCGACCGAGGCCUCAGCACCCUGCAGGUUGUCCUGGACACGGCGGCCGAGAGGAAGUGGCAUGUGACGGCCAUCAACGUGGGCAACCUGAAGGACGAGAGGAAGGACGAGGCGUACCGCUCGCUGUUCCAGGACCUGGAGACCAAGAAGGAGCGCAGGGUCAUCCUGGACUGUGAGCAGGACAAGGUCAAGGACAUCAUGGAGCAGGUCGUCACCAUUGGCAGACAUGUCAAAGGCUACCAUUACAUCAUCGCCAAUCUGGGCUUCAUCGACGGGGACCUCUCUAAGAUCCAGUACGGGGGGGCAAACGUGUCCGGCUUCCAGAUCGUGGACUUCGAGGAGCCGCUGGUGGCCAAGUUCGACCAGCGGUGGGAGGCCCUGGAGGAGAAGGAGUACCCAGGGGCCGACAGCAAGAUACGGUACACCUCCGCCCUGACCUACGACGCGGUGCAGGUGAUGACGGAGGCGUUCCGCUCGCUCCACAAGCAGCGCAUCGACAUCUCGCGCCGCGCCAACAACGGGGACUGCCUGGCCAACCCGGCCGUACCCUGGGCCCACGGCGUGGAGAUCGAGAGGGCCCUGAAACAGGUGCGUGUUGAUGGACUGACUGGUAAUAUCCAGUUUGACCAGCAUGGGAAGCGCGUCAACUACUCGGUCAACAUCAUGGAGCUCAAGAACAACGGACCGGUCAAGAUCGGCUACUGGAAUGAAAUGGACAAGAUGGCCGUCACAAAGUCUGACGUCUUUGCAAACGAAUCUACAGGAAUGGAAAACAAGACGGUUAUUGUUACCACCAUCUUGGAAGCACCCUAUGUGAUGCUGAAGAAGAACUCGGACCUGUUCGUUGACAACGAGCGCUACGAGGGUUACUGCGUGGACCUGGCCGCCGAGAUCGCCAAGCACUGCGGCUUCAAGUACCAGCUGAAGGUGGUCGGCGACGGCAAGUACGGCGCCCGCGACGCUGAGACCAAGAUCUGGAACGGCAUGGUCGGGGAGCUCGUCUACGGGAAAGCGGACAUCGCGGUGGCUCCCCUGACCAUCACCCUGGUGCGCGAGGAGGUGAUCGACUUCUCCAAGCCCUUCAUGUCGCUGGGCAUCUCCAUCAUGAUCAAGAAGCCUCAGAAGUCCAAACCCGGCGUGUUCUCCUUCCUGGACCCGCUGGCCUACGAGAUCUGGAUGUGCAUCGUGUUCGCCUACAUCGGGGUCAGCGUUGUGUUGUUCCUGGUCAGCCGCUUCAGCCCCUACGAGUGGCACACCGAGGAGUACGAGGACGGCCAGAUCCAGACCAACGAGUCCACCAACGAGUUCGGCAUCUUCAACAGCCUCUGGUUCUCGCUCGGCGCCUUCAUGAGACAAGGCUGCGACAUCUCCCCCAGGUCUCUGUCCGGCCGCAUUGUGGGGGGCGUCUGGUGGUUCUUCACCCUCAUCAUCAUCUCCUCCUACACGGCCAACCUGGCCGCCUUCCUCACGGUGGAGCGGAUGGUGUCGCCCAUCGAGAGCGCCGAGGACCUGGCCAAGCAGACGGAGAUCGCCUACGGGACGCUGGACUCUGGUUCCACCAAGGAGUUCUUCAGGCGCUCCAAGAUCGCCCUGUUUGACAAGAUGUGGACGUACAUGCGCAGCGCCGAGCCCUCGGUGUUCGUGAAGACCACGGCCGAGGGCGUGGUCAGGGUCCGCAAAUCCAAGGGGAAGUACGCCUACCUGCUGGAGUCCACCAUGAACGAGUACAUCGAGCAGAGGAAGCCCUGUGACACCAUGAAGGUCGGAGGCAACCUGGACUCCAAGGGCUACGGAAUCGCUACGCCCAAAGGAUCUUCAUUAAGGAGAAGACCAGCGCACUCAGCCUGAGCAACGUGGCGGGGGUCUUCUACAUCCUGGUGGGGGGGCUGGGCCUCGCCAUGCUGGUGGCCCUGAUUGAGUUCUGUUACAAGUCCCGGGCCGAGGCCGCGCGAAUGAAGGUGGCAAAGAACGCACAGACUAUUAACCCAACUUCCUCGCAGAAUUCACAGAAUUUUGCCACAUAUAAGGAAGGUUACAACGUUUAUGGGAUCGAAAGUGUAAAAAUUUAGGGGGUAGGAGACGAGGUUUCAUGACUCCCUCUAAUGCACGCGUUUUUGGCAUCCCUCUCCAUCCGUGAGGUGUGAGGUUGGCCAGGGUAGCGACUGAUCUUAUAAUUUGGUGAACUGAUCCACAGUGUUUUGUCCUCACAUCCCCUCUCCUCCAUGCCGUCUCCAUGUAUGACUGUGGGCCAUGCCUGUCACGACCUCUGUCCUCUGACCAUCACCUCCUCCACCCUGCAUCCCGUUACCAUGGAGAUCAUGUUUGGUUCGCGCCACAUCCUCACCUUUUAAACAUUCUUACAAUUCUUACAUUUGAAGGACGGCCGAUCCUGUCACUAACCUGUUCCUCGUGUGUUCAUGUGUUCUCCGUGUGUGCGCGUUUGUGUGCGUGUGGUGUGUCCGUGCCUGUGUGUGUGCGUGUCCGCGUGCACGUGUGUGUGGCUGUGUGUGGGUGUGGGUGUGUGUGUGCGUGUGCCUGUACGUGUGCUUCCCUGUGUGCGUGUGUUUGUGUCCAUGUGUGCUUGUGUGUGUGUCCGUGUGUGUUGGCCACGCCCUCUGCCCGGUCCAGAUGACCUUGGGCGAUGCGAUGAGGAACAAGGCGCGGUUGUCCAUCACCGGCAGCACGGGGGAGAACGGCCGAGUGGUGACCCCCGAGUUCCCCAAAGCCGCCCACUGCGCCCCGUACGCCCGCCCCGAGAUGGGUCUGAACGUCAGCCUGACCGACCUAUCGUGAUCCUCUGAGUGCCUUACAACGCUCCAAUCACGCGCCUCCGACUCUUCUUUCCUCCCCAUUCUGCCGGUGGUCUCCGGUUCAUUCCGGUCAUCUCCGGUCGUCUCCGGUUUUAUGUCUGGCUGAUGGAACGUCCUCUGGCCCCCGUGAGGCGGGAGCCCCUCCCCCCCCCCUGUGGGGGGACGCGUCCCAGAACAACAAAGGUUUCUCUCUGGGAUUGAGUUUCUCCUGACGGACACAGAAACCUUGAUUGACAGCAACUGCUGCUGCUGGAAGAAUGAGCAUCAGUUUGUGUGUGUUUGUGUGUGUGUGUGUGUGUGUGUGUGUGUGUGUGUGUGUGUGUGUGUGUGUGUGUGUGUGUGUGUGUGUGUAUGUUCCUAAAGAUGUUGAAUCUGCGUAGGAUUUUCAAGCACAUUCGACACCAUCUUCAUCGAGAUGUGAAAUAGUCUUUUUUUUUAAGAAAAUAUAAAAAAAAAUACCAAUUUAAAAACACUAUUUUUUUCACAAGAGCGGUAGACUAAUGUGCUUCUGUGUGGGUUGGGUAGCAACAUCUCAAUGUGACAAACUGCUUUCAGUUUCAUCUUUUUUAAAGCCAAAUAUGUUGUUUAUGGAUUUAAAUGUUAUUAUCAUGUAAUUUAUUACAAUUCAAAAAAGAUCCUGUGUAUCUUUUUCUUUGAUAUUUGGUGUUGAUAUGAAAUAUUUGUCGAUGCUUGAUCUUUUAAAACGUCAAGCCUUAUUUGUUUUGCUUGUUAGACUUGGUGCCGCAAAUUCUGUUCAACUUUUGUGGAUUAGUUUGCUUCGAUUAUCUCGCUCUUUGUGUUUUGGACUUAAAGCGGAACUCUUCCCAGUUUACACACCAUGCAAAAAAAGCAUACAAAAGACUUUUUCACAAAUAAAGACCAGAUUUCAUGUUCAGAGAGGUGAUCCAGGUUAGGUGGCCAGUUUAGUUAACCAGGUUAGUUGGACCAGGUUAGUUAAACCAGGGUUAGCGUGCCAAAUAAGUAUGAGUGCCAAAUGGUAGUGGUAGUUAAUAUUCUUAUGUCUCACUGUACACAGUGACUGUAUAUGAUACAUUCUAUAACUUUUGUAAGUAGAUGUUGAUGGGAGGCCGUGAUAUUCCAAGAGCCUGUUAUUGAUUGAACUGUUAUUGAUCGUGUUGAUCGGUUAGCGAUCAAUGCAAUCGCUAACCGAUCAACACUAUCACUAACCAAUCACCGCGAUCGGAGACCGAUCAACAAGAUCGCUAACCGAGUAACGCAAUUGGUUAUUGAUCGUGUUGAUCGGUUACCGAUAACGUUGAUCGGUUACCGAUCACGGUGAUUGGUUAUUGAUUGAGUUUUUCCGACAUAGAUUGAGUUGAUGGGAUAUUGAUCGAGCACUAGUCGCAUGUUGAAGCUGCAGAAUAAUGCAUUUUCCUCGAUUCUAAACUUACAUUUCCAUUUGAUGUUAACCAUUUGGAAUAUCAGUCAUAUAUAUAAACAAUAAUAUAUAAAUAUACAUCUAUAUACAACUAUAUUUUAUAUAAAAAGUCGAAACACAAAAAACUGCCCUUUGUAUUUAUAAUUUUUAAGUUAUUAUAAUCGUUUUUUGAUCAAUCUAAAUUACACCUAUUUUGUUUAAUUUCUUUCAUAUUUCUUUGUAUUUCAAAAGCUCAAACAAGCAAAUGAGGUUUUAGAGAAAACAUUUGUUGAUCAAACGGCCAUAAAGGCUGAGGCAGAGAAGAGUUCAUGAGACCAUCUCUGCUCCACAACCUUUAAUAUUGAAUGUGUGCUAACUGGUUUAUUUCGGAACACUUUCAAAAUAAAAGUGACUAAUCUCUUA